Molecule: messenger RNA, 1219 nt
Organism: Achroia grisella
Lineage: Eukaryota; Metazoa; Arthropoda; Insecta; Lepidoptera; Pyralidae
Gene: C1GalTA
Product: glycoprotein-N-acetylgalactosamine 3-beta-galactosyltransferase 1
Exons: 6
Coding region: 132-953 (273 amino acids)
Cellular component (GO): membrane
Molecular function (GO): N-acetylgalactosaminide beta-1,3-galactosyltransferase activity
Source: RefSeq, a predicted model, not a curated record
CCGUAAGAGAUUUCGACAAGCAUCCAAUAUCGGCCAUCAUAGACCACGGAAGCGAUGAGCCAGCGCACAGGGAUGAGGACAGGUCGGUGGCCGACGAGCUGGCGAAGCGAGUCAGGGUCCUCUGUUGGAUCAUGACUCAGCCGAGCAACCAUGAGAAGAAGGCGAAGCACGUCAAGGCGACGUGGGGAAAGAGAUGCAAUAAGUUGAUAUUUAUGAGUACUGAUGAAGAUGACUCGUUGCCGUCCAUAAAGCUUCCGGUAAAGGAAGGACGGGACUAUCUUUGGGCCAAAACUAAGGAAGCGUUUCGUUAUGUUUACGAAUAUCAUCGACGGGACGCGGAUUGGUUUCUCAAGGCAGACGAUGAUACGUACGUGGUGAUGGAGAACUUGAGGUACAUGCUCGCAGACUACGACACCAACGAGCCUAUAUACUUCGGGUGCCGUUUCAAACCCUUCACUCCACAGGGCUAUAUGAGCGGUGGUGCUGGCUACGUGCUGAGUCGAGAGGCGCUCGAUAGGUUCGUGAACAAGGCGCUACCCUCGCCGCAUUUGUGUAAAGCCGCCGAUGAAGGUGCUGAAGACGCCGAAAUUGGCAAGUGUUUGAACAAUAUAGACGUGAAGGCAAUGGAUUCUCGCGACUCUAUGAACCGAGGCAGAUUCUUCCCGUUCACGCCGAAGGAUCACUUGUUUCCUAGCACUAACAAAGACUAUUGGUAUUGGAAGUACAUAUACUAUCCAACUGACGAGGGAUUAGACUGCUGUUCAGAUUACGCGGUAUCAUUCCACUACGUGAAUCCAGAGGAAAUGUACGUGAUGGACUAUCUCAUAUACCAUCUGCGGCCGUAUGGGAUCAAGCAUGGCAGCGGCGAGUUGCCGAAAAUACUCCAAAAUAAUAAUGAUAAUAAUCUCAGGACAAGUCAAACAGUGUCAUCCAGACCAAGUUCAACUAGCUAAAGCUUGUGUCAUGGGCACUAGAUAACUGAUACAAAUACAUAUACGUAUAUAUUUUUUUCGUAAAUAUAUACAUAUUAGGUAUACAUAGAAAACACCCAGACCGAUACAAACAAGCAUACAAAUAUUUAUACCAUGCGAGAUCCAACCGCGACCAUCGGUCGUAAAGCGGUGUGCUAACCGCUAGACCACCGAGGUCGUCUGUAUGAUAUGAAGGAUAUUAAUGUCAUAUAGCCCAUGAAAUUACGUAUAAUAAGAAUGUAUAAAAU